Messenger RNA from Striga asiatica, 594 nucleotides. The record is from the annotation of a GenBank genome assembly. Lineage: Eukaryota; Viridiplantae; Streptophyta; Magnoliopsida; Lamiales; Orobanchaceae.
AUGGCUGCUGAUUCAAUUACGGGAUGGAUCAAACCCCAUCUGGAUUAUUAUUAUUGUCCGACCAGUGAUUCGGCCCGACCCCAGAAGCCGGAGCUUGUCCCGGCUGAAGAUGAGCCUCUCAUGAAGCUCUGGGCCCACGGAAGCCCCAUAUUGCCGGCGGCAUCAUACUGGCCGCCGCCGAAAUUCGGGAUUCCGGCCAGAAACGAACCUCCGGCGAAGAAAGAACCGCCGACGCCGCCGUUGCCGGUGGGCGGCAGGAUCGGAGCCCUCAGCGCCCCCGGAUUUGGGCGGGGAGGAGGGACGGCCAGCGGCGGAGGGGCGGGUCGGGGCACUCCGGCGACGCGGGCCGCGGCGGCGGCGGGUCUUGGGCGGCGGGCGCGGCGGGUACCGCCGCCGACGGGGACGUUCCUUAGGGUUCCGCCUUGGGUCCAAUACCUCCGGCAAGCCUUGCAGAACGUGGGCACUUCUGGGGCGGCGGCGGUGGGUGGUUGGGCUGGUGGUUGCCCAUCUCCGGCCGCCGCCGAGGAGGAGGCGGCGGCGCUGGCUGCAUCGGUGGCAAAAUUACAUGCGGCAUUGAGAGCGAGAGAGAAUUGA